Messenger RNA from Anopheles merus, 1067 nucleotides. Its product is annotated as caspase-1-like. The record is from RefSeq and is a predicted model, not a curated record. The coding region runs from base 50 to 979 and encodes 309 amino acids. Gene Ontology annotation, biological process: proteolysis; apoptotic process. The transcript is spliced from 2 exons. Gene Ontology annotation, cellular component: cytoplasm. NCBI's taxonomy places the organism in Eukaryota, Metazoa, Arthropoda, Insecta, Diptera, Culicidae.
AGUAGGUUGUUGCAGAGUCCACGGAAGAGAUAUUUUACACUGCAAAACCAUGAACGCAUCAACACUCUCUACCGCUUUCGAUGAGGUGGACAACAAUACCCGGGUUUUAUCACUAGUAGCAAGCGUUCCAGAAACCAUCUCUUCUUCAAUGAUUCAUGAGUUAGAACCUGUUGACGACGCUCAUUACAAUAUGAGCCAUAACCGGCGUGGUGUGGCAGCAGUUUUUAAUCAUCGGAAAUUUCUCCAUGCCUCCGAACGCAAAGGAACCGAUGCGGAUUGUGACAAUAUUAGACAGGUGCUGAUCCAUUUACAGUUUGAGGUGCGUGUGUACGAUGAUUUAACGAAAAAAGAUAUAAAACAAGUGCUCGACGAUUUGGCAGAAGAGGAUCACAAGAAUAGUGACUGUUUGCUCGUGGUGAUUAUGACACACGGAGAUGAUGAUGUUUUGCAUGCAAAAGAUGGCACUUUCAAUGUAGAUCGACUUUGGGAAAAUUUUAUCGGAGAUUCGUGCCCCUCUUUACUCGGCAAACCAAAACUGUUUUUCAUACAAGCUUGUCGAGGUAGCAGCUUUGACACGGGCGUUCAUUUUAGCCAAUGUAUUAAACAGGUUGCUAAAACCGUUGUUCCCUGCACAAUGCAAGAACUACCACAGCCGACCAUAGGUCGCGGGUGUCCUAAGUCAUCGAUACAGUAUGCUAUUCCAUCAAUGGCCGAUCUGCUGGUUAUGUACUCCACCUAUAAAGGCCAUUACGCGUGGCGCAAUCCUAGCACCGGUUCUUGGUUUAUUCGGGCGCUGUGUGAUGAGCUGCGGGAGCAUGGAAAUAGCAAGGAGUUGCUACAGCUAUUGACAUCUGUAUCGCGCAGAGUAGCGUAUGAAUUCCAAUCCAACGUACCCAAUAACAGCCAAAUAGACUGUCAGAAGCAAAUGCCUUGCAUUGUUUCGAUGCUUACCCGACGAAUUUAUUUUUCAAAAAAAUGAGACUUUUGUUUUUAUCUCGAUACGAUACGAUGGAUGUUUAAUCAAUCAAAUGUGUUUUAACAUUACUUUAAGCUAGGAAAAAUCUAGU